Emericellopsis atlantica is the source of this 962-nucleotide messenger RNA. RefSeq names its product ubiquitin-conjugating enzyme/RWD-like protein. The coding region runs from base 296 to 853 and encodes 185 amino acids. Lineage: Eukaryota; Fungi; Ascomycota; Sordariomycetes; Hypocreales; Bionectriaceae. The record is from RefSeq and is a predicted model, not a curated record. The transcript has 4 exons.
CUCUUCUCCUGGGCACGCAGCGGAACUGGAUGGAAGAUCCUCGGCGGCAUUUGGGCCUUAUCUUAUCUUAUCGUCCAUCAGCUCAGCUCCAGUCUCCCGUAGAACGGCUUACCUGACCACUCGAGGUAGCAAACGGCCUAGAGAGCGGCUGGAGACCGACUUUCUUCACCCAUACACGAACAGCUUGGAUAUCCCGAUAGCGGCUCAGUCUGGUUGUCAUCAUUCGCAUCCUGCCCCCUACAGCCACGCCGCCCUACGAAGCCUGCGCCGCCCCGCGUGGCACCCCGCCAUCACAAUGUUGAAGAUCUGGUCGAUGAAAAAGGAGCAGAAGGAUGCCGAAAACGCCGAAGGUCAUGCCAGCGGGGGCAAGAAGAAGAAGAUCACAGCCGCUCAACUGCGCGUGCAAAAAGAUCUCUCGGAGCUGUCUCUCGGUGAUACCAUGAAGACCGACUUUCCCGACCCCGACGAUAUUCUCAACUUUGUCCUCAUGAUCGAGCCGGACGAGGGAAUGUACAAAGGCGGGCGCUUCACAUUCGACUUCAACAUCAACCAGAACUUCCCCCACGACCCGCCCAAAGUGCGAUGCCGCGAGAAGAUCUACCACCCCAACAUCGACCUGGAGGGCAAGGUGUGCCUGAACAUUCUGCGCGAAGACUGGAAGCCCGUCCUGAACCUGAACGCGGUCAUUGUGGGCAUGCAGUUCCUCUUCCUAGAACCGAAUGCUUCCGAUCCGCUGAACAAGGAAGCGGCCGAGGACUUGAGAAAUAACAGGGACGGGUUCCGACGGAACGUGAGGAGUGCCAUGGCCGGUAGUUCCGUCAAGGGCAUCGCAUACGAUCGGGUCUUGUCCUAAAAUUUGUAUGCGAGGGGGAGGAGAGAAGCGUAGAUCAUACUUGGGAGUUAACGACUUCGCCAGCUCGCGUCCAUGGACGUACAGAACUGGGAGGGCUUUACGAGCACAC